UGUAGUCAUAGAAACCUAGUCAGAUUGAUAUAACCCCCUUUUUCUUAAACAUACAUUCUGUUUUAUUUUUUCAUCAAUUCUUCUAACAUUAAUUGAAAUUGCAAUUUUAGUUUUCAUUCUAAAAGGGAAACAAAUAUGACACAAAGAGUUGGUAUUGGAAUUGGAGCAAUUCACAAUCCACCAAGAGCAAAAUAUAGUCAAGAAACGAGAAAUUUAAUUAAAGAAUUAAUGGAAGAAUCGAAGCUUAGUAUGAUGCAAAGAAAAUCUAUUCAAAAAGCUGUGGAUCGUGGAGAAUCUUUACCUCAUCCAAAAUCGGCGAAAGAUAAGAAAAAAGAAAAGGAACCCCAGGUAAUAUAUCCAAGUGUAUGGAGAAAACGAUCGCAAAAUUUGAUAAUUAACAAUGAGAGAGAACAAUUUAGAAGAACUGAACCAUUACCUGAUAUGGAAAAACAAAAACGUCAUCUAGCGCACAUGAUGGCGUAUGGUAAGGAUAUGCCGCCAACUCCUAAUGGACCAUUAAAUUUACACAGAGCUAAAAAACUACCCCCUACUCCUAAUGAUGAUGAAAUUUUUGAGGAACUUGUCCAAGGUAUUCGCGAAAGAAUCGAAUUUCUAAAGGAUAUGGAAGCCUUGGGACAAGGGAAGAAAUAUCGGAUAAUAAUACAACAGGAAGUUGCUGAAAAACUUCGUCUUAUUCAAUCAUUGAAUAAAAAACGGCCAACAGGACUUGAAAAAGAAUUAGAAAAAUUGAGACAAACACCAAAUCCUUAUCCUAUGGGAGAACUUUCCUGUUAAAAAAAAAAAUCGAGAAAAUUUUGAUUUUCUAAAGUAUGAAUAAGUUUAAUAUCAUUAAAAUACUAUAAAACGAU
Leptopilina boulardi is the source of this 869-nucleotide messenger RNA. Its product is annotated as UPF0193 protein EVG1. The transcript is spliced from 5 exons. NCBI's taxonomy places the organism in Eukaryota, Metazoa, Arthropoda, Insecta, Hymenoptera, Figitidae. The record is from RefSeq and is a predicted model, not a curated record. The coding region runs from base 136 to 795 and encodes 219 amino acids.